AUGGAAACUACUAAGACCUCACUUCAGCUAAACCUUAACAAAUUCCUUCGGCAAUAUAGAAAAGCACCUCAUACCACCACAGGCCAAUCACCAUCGCAGCUAUUUUUGGGUCGUUCACUCCGGACUAGUCUAGAUCUUCUCAGACCUGAUGAUAUAUUUACAAAAGUAACUGAAAAACAAAACUCGCAAUUCAGCCCAACCUUCCGCAUUUUUCAACCAGGGCAAUCGGUCUUUUUCUUAUCAAACAACCCUCGUAUGGACAAAUGGGUUCCAGGAGUUAUCAGGAACCGUUUGGGAGACCUUCAUUAUGAAAUCACGUACCUUGGCAAACAGUUUAAACGCCAUAUCGACCAGAUCAAAGGUCAUAAAGAUAAUUAUUCAAAUAAUCAAGAUAAAACUCAUGGAUCGCAAUAUGCAGAGCAUAUAGAUGUUCCAGUCAACGAUCGCUCUAGUCAAUGCAUAAGACCACCACAAACGCCUAUACCACAUCAACAGCCACUGAGUGAAACUAGUGCUGCUGUUGUAGUACCCAAGCAGCAGUCACUUACUCCACAAGAGACGCAUUCACCUGGACCUGGAAGUCAAUUAAUUACACCCCCAGCAGCUCCACGAAGAUCCACCAGACCUCGGAACCCUCGGGUCUUAUUCUCACCUUAG
Eupeodes corollae is the source of this 657-nucleotide messenger RNA. RefSeq lists its product as uncharacterized. NCBI's taxonomy places the organism in Eukaryota, Metazoa, Arthropoda, Insecta, Diptera, Syrphidae. Gene Ontology annotation, molecular function: nucleic acid binding. The transcript has a single exon. The record is from RefSeq and is a predicted model, not a curated record. Bases 1 to 657 code for a protein of 218 amino acids.